AUGCUACCACCGCAAACACCACCGCCGCGCUCGCUGGGAGUGCCUUUCGGCUCACCCCACUCCGACUACUUCACCGACGGCUCUUUUUCGCCUGAUCCAGUCUCAACCUCGUCGCCAGACCAAAAGUACCUGCUUCAUCGAUUGGAAAGCAUCGGCGUCCAAUUGCUGCGCAACGAGCCCAAUGCGCAAACGCUCUCCUCUGUCACCUCAGCGCUCAAUGCCAUAGACGACACCCUCGCGGCGCCUGACUCGCAAAGCCGGCAGCCGGCAGAUCUUGUAGACUCGGGGCUCUUCAUGAACGACGAUGAUAUCGACAGCUUGAGCGCAGACACGGAUGAAGAAGGGGACACCAGCGGAACGAAAGAUACGACGACGCGCGCUUCGGAUAACGACGCUGUCGUGUUGCAGAGUCAGUAUCAGCUGGGGCGCAUGCAGGAGCUUGCGUCGGAGCUGCGCCUUCGCUAUGAAGAACAAUGCAAAACCAACGAUCUGCUGCUCUCCCGCCUCGAAGACGCCGUCGCUAAGCUGCUGAAGCUACGCUCAGAGAACGAAAGCCUCCGCGCUGACCUCUCCUUCGAUCACUCCGAGCUUCUGUAUGUUAAGCUAGAGUUCCAGGCACUCGAAAUCAAAGUUGCACCGUACACGGAUCAGUUUCCGGACAAGGGUCUCCUCGACGAUUUCGAACGUUGGAAGGGUGACUACAAAGACGCUUACAAGCAUCUUCUCACCCGGCGCGAAAAGUACUACGGGAAGCAAACGGGCCUUCCUGAGAAGUCAAUUGACCACAGCGACGAUUCCGAGAGGGAUGCACGCACCGAUUCAGCACUGUCUCCGAACCGCUCACUGUCACCAGCACCACCUGAUGCAGACUCCGUCACUCAUGAGGACCUCGCUACACCCAUGGAAGAUGUUUCGGCCCAUCCGUGCAUCGUUGGAAACGGCACUGAGGAGGAGUUAGGGGAUGACGACUGCGACUGUCCUGAGUGUAGGAAGCCUGCUAAGACGCCAUGGCAAGAGUUUUGCGACAGCGCGGCAGAGCUUGCUGGCAUGUACUUCGACUAG
Molecule: messenger RNA, 1062 nt
Organism: Coniosporium apollinis CBS 100218
Lineage: Eukaryota; Fungi; Ascomycota; Dothideomycetes
Exons: 2
Coding region: 1-1062 (353 amino acids)
Source: RefSeq, a predicted model, not a curated record